GGGUUUGACCUAAGGGGAGGAGGAGGGUUUAUCGGCCGGGCGAUUUUGGUUAAAAUAUUCAAAAUGGCGGACGGAGGAGCAGCGAGUCAAGAUGAGAGUUCAGCAGCGGCGGCAGCAGGGACGCAGAUGUAAAAAGGAGCAGGUUUGGUGUCACCAAAUCAUUUUCUAAGUCUAUCCAGCGUUAAUUAUUUACCGGAAGAGCCUGAAAUAAGUAGAACACUCUGGGAAGAGCAGUCGUCUUAAUACACCAUGAAAUUGCAUUCUUCUUCCAAGAUUCAAAACCAUGCCUGGCUGUCAGAUGCAAGAAUGAACAAUCCGUCGGAAACGAGUAAAUCACCAGAGAGCGGGGAUGGGAACACAGGCACUCAAACGAAUGGCCUGGACUUUCAGAAACAAGCUGUGCCCAUUGGAGCCAUUACGUCGGCCCAAGCCCAGGCUUUGCUCGGACACCUGCACCAGGUCCAGCUCGCUGGCACAAGUUUACAGGCUGCUGCCCAUUCCUUAAAUGUACAGACUAAAUUUAAAGAAGAGCCUGGGGAGCCGAUGCAAGUGGUCCAGCCUUCCCAGCAGCCCUCACUGCAGGCAGCCAUACCCCAGACUCAGCUCAUGGUAGCUGGCGGACAAAUCGCUGGGCUCACACUGACGCCGGCCCAGCAGCAAAUGCUACUCCAGCAGGCCCAGGCCCAGUUACUUGCAGCCGCAGUGCAGCAUUCUGCCAACCAGCAACACAACGCUGCCGGUGCCACCAUCUCGGCCUCUGCCGCCACUCCAAUGACACAGAUUCCCCUUUCUCAACCAAUACAGAUUGCACAGGAUCUGCAGCAGCUGCAGCAGCUUCAGCAGCAAAAUCUUAACCUGCAGCAAUAUGUGUUGGUGCAUCCAACCACCAACCUACAGUCAGCGCAGUUCAUCAUCUCUCAGACGCCGCAGGGGCAGCAAGGCCUCCUGCAGGCGCAGAAUCUCUUAACUCAACUACCUCAGCAAAGCCAAGCCAACCUCCUGCAGUCUCAGCCAAGCAUCACCCUCACCUCACAGCCAGCAACCCCCACGCGCACAAUAGCUGCCACCCCUGUACAGCAACUUCCACAAAGCCAGACAACACCAAAGCGAAUCGACACCCCAAGCCUGGAAGAGCCCAGUGACCUUGAGGAGCUUGAGCAAUUUGCCAAGACAUUUAAACAGAGACGCAUCAAACUCGGAUUCACUCAGGGUGAUGUGGGGCUUGCUAUGGGCAAACUCUAUGGAAAUGACUUCAGCCAAACUACUAUCUCCCGUUUCGAAGCCUUGAAUCUUAGCUUUAAAAAUAUGUGCAAAUUAAAGCCUCUUCUGGAAAAGUGGCUUAAUGACGCAGUUUUAGAAAACAUAACGUCUGACUCUACCCUGACCAACCAAAGUGUUCUGAACUCGCCAGGACACGGAAUGGAAGGGCUGAAUCGCAGGAGGAAGAAACGCACCAGCAUAGAGACCAACAUACGAGUGGCCUUAGAGAAGAGUUUCCUGGAGAACCAAAAGCCUACCUCGGAGGAGAUCACCAUGAUUGCAGACCAGCUGAACAUGGAGAAAGAAGUGAUCCGUGUCUGGUUCUGCAACAGGCGCCAGAAAGAGAAAAGGAUAAACCCCCCGAGCAGUGGUGGAUCCAGCAGUUCUCCCAUUAAAUCACUGUUCUCCAGUCCAAAUCCGCUGGUGGCCAGUACCCCAAGCCUUGUGACCAGUAGUCCAGCAACUACACUGACUGUAAACCCAGUGCUCCCGCUUACAAGUGCUGCUGCUAUAACCAGCUUUCAUAUUCCAGGCACAACAGGAACUUCCUCGGCUAACACAGCAACUGUGAUCUCAACAGCACCCCCUGUAUCCUCUGUCCUGACGUCUCCUUCUCUAAGUUCUUCCCCCUCGGCUACUGCAGCAUCAUCAGAAGCAUCUACAGCCGGCGAGACGAGCACGACGCAAACCACAUCCACUCCAAUGACCUCUUCAUUAAACACUGGUCAAGUCAUGGUGACUGCAUCCGGAAUCCACACGGCAGCGGCUACGGCACUACAGGGCGCAGCACAGUUGCCUACCAAUGCAAGUCUUGCUGCCAUGGCUGCUGCAGCAGGACUAAACCCCGGGCUUAUGGCACCCUCACAGUUUGCCGCUGGAGGUGCCUUAUUCAGCCUCAAUCCAGGUGCACUGGGGAGCGCCCUUAGCCCUGCUCUCAUGAGUAAUAGUACACUGGCAACAAUUCAAGCUCUUGCAUCAAGUGGAUCUCUUCCAAUAACAUCCCUGGAUGCUGCUGGGAACUUGGUCUUUGCCAACGCUGGAGGGACCCCUAACAUUGUAACUGCCCCCUUAUUCCUCAAUCCUCAGAACCUCUCUCUGUUUACCAGCAACCCUGUUAGCUUGAUCUCUGCAGCUUCCGCUGGGGCUACUGGCCCCAUCACAAGCCUUCAUGCCACCACCUCCUCAAUUGAUUCCAUCCAGAACGCACUAUUUACCAUGGCCUCUGCUAGCGGAGCUGCUUCCACCACCACAUCUGCCUCCAAGGCGCAAUGAGUUUUUUGGGGGGGUGGGGACAUGGGCGUGCAAACUAGACCAUGGUAGCAUUGUCGCUUACUUAUAGCGAUCAACUACAAUAAAAAAAAAAAACACAAUCGGAUUUGCCCGCCUAUUGGAUUGUUGCAAACAAAAUAAAGCGGCGGGAAGAAGACAAAAACACAUGAACAAGUAACGAAUGGACACUUUGCCUAAUUUUAUAAUAAACUUUCUCUUUUCGGGAUCACGACUGAUUGGAGAGCUUUCUAACCAAAAAUUUGAAAAAAAAAUUAAAAAAAAAAAAACAAAAGGAAAAAAAA
Xenopus laevis (African clawed frog) is the source of this 2831-nucleotide messenger RNA. RefSeq names its product POU class 2 homeobox 1 S homeolog (gene pou2f1.S). The record is from RefSeq and is a predicted model, not a curated record. Gene Ontology annotation, molecular function: DNA-binding transcription factor activity, RNA polymerase II-specific; RNA polymerase II cis-regulatory region sequence-specific DNA binding; DNA binding. The transcript is spliced from 18 exons. Gene Ontology annotation, biological process: regulation of DNA-templated transcription; regulation of transcription by RNA polymerase II. NCBI's taxonomy places the organism in Eukaryota, Metazoa, Chordata, Amphibia, Anura, Pipidae. Gene Ontology annotation, cellular component: cytoplasm; nucleus. Bases 250 to 2532 code for a protein of 760 amino acids.